AUGGCCGAUGAUGGUGGAGAACGAUUUGAAAUUGAACGUAUUGUUGAUAAACGUUAUCGAAAUGAUCGCGUAGAAUAUCUUAUUAAAUGGCGAGGUUAUCCCGACAGUCAAAAUACAUGGGAACCUUCAAAUAAUAUUGAAGGUGAUGAAGAAUCAGAAUUACUUGCUGAAUAUGAAGCAUAUAAUAAACGUCAACAACAAAAAAUGUUUAAUUCAGGAACACGACCAACAAUGAAUACUCUAUCACCAAAUAAACGUCGACAAGAUGAAAUAAUGAAUACUAAUUUAAAAAAACGACCAUUAAACACAGGUAAUAUGCAAUCAUCAAAUACUCCGACUGGUUUUGAACGUGGAUUUGAAGCUGAAAAAGUCUUAGGUGCAACAGAUUCUGCUGGUGAACUUAUGUUACUUGUUAAAUGGCGUCAUUCAAAUGAAGCUGAUCUCGUUCCAGCACGUAUUGUAAAUGUAAAAUGUCCAGGACUUGUUAUAGAUUUCUAUGAACAACAUUCAUUUUGGACUCGAUUACCAAAAUUAGCUCAAACUGGUGGAUCUACACCACGAUGA
Rotaria sordida is the source of this 564-nucleotide messenger RNA. Lineage: Eukaryota; Metazoa; Rotifera; Eurotatoria; Philodinida; Philodinidae. The record is from the annotation of a GenBank genome assembly.